Didymosphaeria variabile is the source of this 2760-nucleotide messenger RNA. RefSeq names its product component of the polarisome (gene SPA2). Bases 1 to 2760 code for a protein of 919 amino acids. The record is from RefSeq and is a predicted model, not a curated record. Gene Ontology annotation, cellular component: cell cortex of growing cell tip; actomyosin contractile ring. The transcript is spliced from 3 exons. Gene Ontology annotation, molecular function: MAP kinase scaffold activity. Lineage: Eukaryota; Fungi; Ascomycota; Dothideomycetes; Pleosporales; Didymosphaeriaceae.
AUGAACGGGCGCAAUGGCACCCUCUCGCCUGUCUCGACCGACAGCACCGAAUGGUCGCCCAUCGGCCGCUACCAGAGCCUCGACAACCCAUAUUCGCCCUCACUGCCCCCUUCCAGAAACGGCGUGACCCCGCCUGCCAGCGUCCACAGCAACCUCGAUGGGCGCAUGUCUGGUGGCAUGGCCCGCAACGGCAACCCCUCGCCACCAAGCUCAGUGGGGCGCUCGAGUGAUGGCACCGGCCUGUACGCCCAGAGCGUGAGCGACCGAGGCAUGAACGACCGCAAGAUGAUGGCGCUGGAGGAUACGCUGGCCGAGCACUACCGCGUGUUGAAGGCCUACCUGGGCCCCUACCUGAAUGACGAGAAAGGCAACCCGCGCCCGAGCAGAGCGAAAGACAAGCUCACGCGGCUUUCAACGGUCCAGUUCCAGGAACUUAGUACCGACGUAUACGAUGAGUCGAUCCGCCGCGAGCUCGACCGCAAGCGCGGUGGGCCAGGUGCUCCAGGCAACGAGACCCCCAAGCACCUCCUGCCCAAGAAUAACUUCCACCCGAAGCGCAACCAGGCGAGACAGAAGCUGUCCACACUGCCGCUCGAGCGCUUCCGCCAGCUCGCCACCGACGUAUUCUAUGAGCUUGAGAGGAGGUCGCCGCGUUUUACGGGGGGAGACAUUCCAAGAGCAGGUAGUCCAGCUGGUAGCAUGGCUAGCAGGACCAGCAGAGGAGCGCCUAGCCGCGUAGGCACACCCAACAGCAUGGGCGGAGGUCCGCGUGGUGGGCGUCCUCCCCCCGGUGGAUAUCGCGGUCCUCCGCCGCCAGGUAUGAUGAAUGGGCCACCUGGUGCGCUACGUCCAGGCUCGCAGCCAAACGACUUGGGUAGACCGCUCCCAAAGACCUUUCAGCAGAACACGAUUGUACCUAACAAGGGCACGAUGGUAGAGGACGAAGACGACAGCGGCGCGGAUGACGAUGAUGCUUUCAACUUGGAGGGCGCUGCAGCUCGACGACAGACUAACAAGAGCGCGAAGAGUAUGGGUGAGGCCCAGGAGAAGAUGAUCUCGGAUCUGGAAAAUCAAUUGUCAGAAAUGCAGGGCAAGGUCGGCUCGCUGGAAGGGUCAUUACGUGAAAAGGAUGCAGAACUACAGAAGGCAAAGGAAGCAGACAGUAUGCGCGACAGUAACACAGCUUCAGAGCGUGCUGAAUGGGACGAUCUGCGUUACUCUUUGGAAGAGAAGGUUGAAAAAGCCGAGAACUUGAAUACUUCGCUUCGUUCGGAAAUCGACCGGUUACGGAACGAAAACGCAGAUACGGAGCGCAGCCUGCGCGCUCAAAUUGCGGACCUGGAAGCAAACCCGCCUCAGAAGGCGUACGACAGUGACAAUGAUGAAUGGAGACUACGAUGUGAGGAUUUGGAGCGUGAACUCAGCGAACAGCAACAAGUAUCAGAGGAGGUCCGCCGGGAUGCGCAGAUGUUCCUACAGGAAAUGCGGGAAUUGUCAUCCCGAAGUGAUGCAGCUGUGGAGAAAGAAGAGCGUCUUGCUGGUCAGGUAUCAUCGCUAGAGGCCGAAGUCAAAGAGUGGAAAUCCCGCUACGCUCGCGCUAAGACGCAGCUCCGCAGUUUGAAAGCGUCGUCUAUCGGCCUGGCGUCCCUCGCAUCCCCAGACAUUAGCAACUACGCGCGCGAUGCUACUUUCAGCACACCAGAUGGCGCUGUCAAAGAUGUACACGUCACAAACUUCCAACUCAGCAUAGACGAGCUGCUCCAGGUUGCACGUAGGGCUGAUCCGGAGCAGGUGCUCGAGAGCAUGAGGCAUGUGGUGAAGUGUGUGCGAGCCAUCACCGGCGACAUUGACAACACCUCCCUUUCGCAGCUCGCGUCCCCAACCAGUAGCGUGGCUGGGGAUCUCGCGAACCCUGAAAAGAAACUCAAGUCGCGUGUGAGCGCCACUGCAAACAAUCUUAUUACUGCAAGCAAGAACCACGCAUCAUCUGGGGGCCUUUCACCCGUUAGCUUAUUGGAUGCUGCCGCUAGCCACCUUUCCACUGCCGUUGUCGAAUUAGUCAAGCAUGUCAAGGUUCGACCAACACCCGAGGACGAAUUCGACAAUGACGAGGAAGAUGAUAUGCCGAUGCCUCUAAAGCCGAAUGGUUCAUCUACCGUCAACACGUAUAACCCCAAUACCGCCAACGGUAACCCUGUGGGACUUGGACUCGGCCACCAGCGCCAACGUAGUAAAGGCGGGAGCAGCGAGUCUACCAGAUACAGUGCAUACAGUUCUCCAUACAGCGGUUAUGACGACCGGCAAAGUUAUGGGGCGAACGGAUUGGGUUACGAGAGGGAUCAAGGCAUGACCGAGUUUAAGAAUUACCUCGAAGACCAGACCGCUCUUCUUGUCCAAAGCAUUCAGCCUUUGGUCAAUCUAAUACGUUCUAAUGCCGUGUCGACGCCCGCCGAUGAACAGAAGAUCGACGACUACAUUCAAGACAUCUCGCGUGCAGUUCAAGACACGGGCAUUCGCAGCUAUGACGCCGUGAAGGAGCUCUCCAGUCCUGCGUUGAAGAAGCACGCCAUCCCCGUCGUAGAGGUGCUUGAAGACUGCAGACAGGAUAUGCUAGCCAUGGACAUCGGUGAGGGCGGACGGGAGAGGAUACCGCCGCUAGCUUUCAAGACUGCCCGCGCCCUGAAGGAGCUUGUACUUCGCGUUGAUCGCAUCGAAACCGGCGAACUGACUGUCGACCAAACGCUCAAGAGCGACUUUUGA